UCUAUAAAAGAGCUGUAGUAAACUCCGCCAGGACCUCUUAGCGUCACCGGCAAUGAGUGCGCGGAGGUCCAGGUUCGAACCUGCAAUAAAUGACUCUUGCCGUUUGGCUUUGACUCUCGACUCUGGUGGUCUUGUGGAGGGGCCUCGCGACCUUGGGCAUUUUAUUUGGGGGCUCGUCCGGGAUGCCCCCAAGCCCACCAGACAUCAGGUCAACGGGUCAUCGCUGACAACCGAUCGCCUUACAGCGGACACACGAGACAAUCUGGCCCAAACUAAAAGAGCUAUAUGCAACAGGACCCCCGCCUACUCCACACCAGCUCCGGCCGGGUGACUGGGUCCUUGUCAAACGCCAUCGACAAGAGACCCUAGAACCCAGGUGGAAAGGACCUUACCAGAUCAUCCUGACAACGCUGACGGCCAUCAAGGGGGACAGCAUAGCUGCCUGGAUCCAUUACACCCAUGUCAAGCCGGUGGACCCAUUUUCUGACCUCAUCAAGUCCACUAAAGCUGACGUCACCUGGACGGUUGACCGGAAACCUUUUAAAGAUGAAUGAACAAACAUUGGAAACAACACAGCAGCGGAAACUUCCUGAAUGGAUGUCUACGCAGAAGACAUAUUCUGUAGAAGAAAGAAAGGCAUCUAUUCAGAAGAGUGUUUUGGAAGAUGAUCUCCCCUUCUUAGAAUUCAGUGGAUCCAUUGUGUACAGUUAUGAAGCUAAUGAUUGUUCUUUCCUAUCAGAAGAUAUUAGCAUGAGUGUGUCUGAUGGAGAUGUGGUAGGAUUUGACAUGGAAUGGCCACCAAUAUACAGUAAAGGGAAACUGAGCAGAGUUGCACUAAUUCAGCUGUGUGUGUCAGAGAGCAAAUGUUACUUGUUUCAUAUUUCUUCUAUGUCAGUUUUCCCUCAGGGAUUAAAAAUGUUGCUUGAAAAUGAAGCAAUUAAAAAGGCAGGUGUAGGAAUUGAAGGAGAUCAGUGGAAACUUCUACGUGACUUUGACAUCAAAUUGAAGAGUUUUGUGGAGCUGACAGAUGUUGCCAAUGAAAAGUUGAAAUGUACAGAGACCUGGAGCCUCGGUGGUUUGGUUAAACACCUCUUUGGUAAACAGCUUCUGAAAGACAGGUCUAUCCGCUGCAGCAACUGGAGUAAGUUUCCCCUCACUGAGGACCAGAAACUAUAUGCAGCCACUGAUGCUUAUGCUGGUUUCAUCAUUUAUCAAAAAUUAGAAAAUUCGGGAGAUGCUGUACAGAUAUUUGCUAUACAUGAAGAGGAAGAAGUACUACCUAGUGACGUGAAGAAACAAUUGACUUCAGUCUCUGAGGAGAUGAUAGAUCUGGCUAAGCAUCUUCCUGAUACUUUCGAAAAACUGGAAGAUCCACAAAGGGUUUCUGUACUAUUGAAGGAUAUUUCAGAAAAUCUGUAUUCAUUGAGGAAGAUGAUACUUGGUUCUACUGAGAAUGAACUGAGGCCCAGCAGUAAUUUUCACUUACUACCGUUGGAAGAGCCCACUGCUGGUGAAGUACAACAGAAACAAAUUAGAGAACAUAAAAUUUUUACUGAAGUUACAGAUGAAGCAUGGGACACAACACCUGAUAAUUUAAUUAAACAUGAUGGAGAAAAUGUACUUGCAAACGAAGUAAAACAAGAAGAAGAUGGAUUUGAAGAUGAACUAGAAGAUAAUAAGUUGGAAGAGACUCCAGAAAGAGUUUGUAUCAUGUCAUUAGAUAUUACAGAAGAUGAACUCCAACGCUUGGAACAACAGGCUCAGGAAAAACAUCUUGGUGAUGUUACUUGCAAAUCUCCUGAGGAUAACGAAGAGGAUAUAUCUUAUGUAAUUGAGAGUGAUGAAGAUUUAGAAAUGGAGAUGCUUAAGUCUUUAGAAAACCUAAAUAGUAGCACAGUAGAUCCAAAUCAUUCAAAAUGCAUAGAAAUGGAAAGAAAUCUGGGUCUUCCUUCUGAAGAAGAUGAUGAAGAUGAGAAUGAAGCCAUUGAAGAGGAAGAAGUUGUUGAUGAAGACUGUUGGUUACCAGGACCUACUGCAAAGCAAAUUAAUUGCCUCAAGACCUACUUUGGCCAUUCUAGUUUUAAGCCGGUUCAGUGGAAAGUGAUUCAUUCUGUAUUGGAAGAAAGAAGAGAUAAUGUUGUUGUCAUGGCAACUGGGUAUGGAAAGAGUUUGUGCUUCCAGUAUCCACCUGUUUAUGUAGGCGGGAUUGGCCUUGUCAUCUCUCCCCUUAUUUCUUUGAUGGAAGACCAGGUGCUCCAGCUUGAAAUGUCCAACAUUCCAGCUUGCUUUCUUGGAUCAGCACAGUCAAAAAAUGUUCUAGAGGAUAUUAAAUUAGGCAAAUACCGGAUUGUGUACAUAACUCCAGAAUUCUGUUCAAGUAACUUGGACCUACUCCAGCAACUGCAGGCUAAUAUUGGUAUCACACUUAUUGCUGUGGAUGAGGCUCACUGUAUUUCUGAGUGGGGACAUGAUUUUAGAAGUUCAUUCAGAACUUUGGGCUCCAUAAAGGAAGUACUCCCAUCGGUUCCAAUUGUUGCACUGACUGCUACUGCAAGUUCUUCAAUCCGAGAAGACAUUGUACGUUGCUUAAAACUGACGGAUCCUCACGUUACCUGUACUGGUUUUGAUCGACCAAACUUGUAUUUAGAAGUUGGACGAAAAACAGGAAACAUCCUUCAGGAUCUGAAGCAAUUUCUUGUCCAGAAGACAAGUUCUGCUUGGGAAUUUGAAGGUCCAGCUAUCAUCUACUGUCCUUCUAGAAGAAUGACAGAACGAGUUACAGCUGAACUUAAGAAACUGAAGUUAGCCUGUGGAACAUACCAUGCAGGACUGAGUAUUAACUUAAGGAGACAAGUUCAUCAUAGGUUCAUGAGAGAUGAAAUUCAGUGUGUAAUAGCUACCAUAGCUUUUGGAAUGGGCAUUAAUAAAGCUGACAUUCGCCAAGUCAUUCAUUACGGUGCUCCUAAGGAAAUGGAAUCAUAUUACCAGGAGAUUGGUAGAGCUGGCCGUGAUGGACUUCAAAGUUCUUGUCAUGUACUUUGGGCUCCAGGAGACUUUAACACAAAUAGGCGCCUCCUUAGUGAAAUAUGCAAUGAAAAGUUUCGAUUAUACAAAUUAAAGAUGAUGGCAAAGAUGGAUAAAUAUCUUAAUUCCAGAAUGUGUAGGCGACAACUCAUCUUGUCUCAUUUUGAAGACAAACAGCUACGAAAGGCCUCCGUGGGAAUUAUGGGAACUGAAAAUUGCUGUGAUAAUUGCAGGUCCAGAUUGGAUCGCUGCUUUUCCAUUGAUGACUCAGAUGGUAUGUCACAGGACUUUGGUCCACAAGCAUUCCAGCUCUUAUCUGCCGUGACCAUCUUAGGCGAAAAGUUUGGAAUUGGGGUUCCAAUUCUAUUUCUCCGAGGAUCUGUAAGUAUGUCUAAUUCCCAGCGUCUUGAAGAUAAAUAUCGCAGUCACAAUUUCUUUGGCACUGGCAAGGAUCACACACAGAAUUGGUGGAAGGUUUUUUCCCAUCAGCUCAUAACUGAGGGAUUCUUGGUAGAAGUUCCUGGGCAAAGCAAAUUUGUAAAGAUUUGCAUCCUUACAGAAAAGGGUAGAAAUUGGCUUGCUAAAGCCAAAACAGAAUCUCCUCAGAGCCUUAUCCUUCAAGCUAAUGAAGAAUUGUGUCCAAAGGAGUUUUUUCUACCAAGUUCUAAAGCUGUAUCUUCCGGCACUGAGCAACAUUCCUCUAAUCAAGUACCAAUUGAAUUAACUUCAGAGCAGCCCAGCUUGUAUAAGAUGUAUUCUUACAAAGCACGUGAUAAAAUUUCUUCUGGGAGUAACAUUCCUGAAAAAAGCAUCAUGGUGCCAUCACCAGGAAAAUAUUACAAGUCCUCAGAACCUGUUAUUUCAGCCAAAGAGCAGGAGACUCAGACUACAUUAUAUGGCAAAUUGGUGGAAGCUAGGCAGAAACAUGCCAAUAAAAUGAAUUUUCCUCCAGCUAUUCUGGCAACAAAUAAGAUACUGGUGGAUAUGGCCCAAAUGAGACCUACUACAGUUGAAAAUGUGAAAAGGAUCGAUGGUGUUUCUGAAGGCAAAGCCAGAAUGUUGGCCCCUCUGUUGGAAGUCAUCAAACAUUUCUGUCAAAUAAAUAGUCUUCAGACAGACCUCUUUUCAAGUACAAAACCACAAGAAGAACAGAAGAAAAGUCUGGUGGUGAAAAAUAAAGCAAGCUCACUUUCACAGUCUGCAGCCAUCACAUAUUCUUUAUUCCAAGAAAAGAAAAUGUGUUUGAAGAGUGUAGCUGAGAACAGGAUUCUGCCUCUCGCAGCAGUUGGCAUGCACUUGUCCCAAGCGGUGCAAGCUGGCUACCCACUCGAUAUGGAGCGAGCAGGUCUGACUCCAGAGAUUCAGAAGAUUAUUGCUGAUGUUAUCCGAAACCCUCCCAUCAACUCAGAUACAAAUAAAAUUAAACUAAUUAGAAUGUAUGUUCCUGAAAACAUUGACACCUACCUUAUCUACAUGGCAACUGAGAUCCUGGAAAAAGGCUGCGAAAACAGGAUGCUAUGCCAAUCUUCAUGUGAUUCCAGCAAAAAGAGAUGUUUCCCCAACUCUGAAGAGAGCUGUUCAAAUUCUAAGAGAAAGAAGGAAGAAGUGGGCACUAAUACCAAGGUUGAUGGAAAACAUUCUUGUGAUUUUUCACAGGAAGAUGAGAGUCACAGAAAUUCACUAAAACUAACUUCCUGGAAUCAGCCAUUCAGCGAUCCCAAAAUUGAAGAUUUCUUUGUAGAUUCUCAUUUACAGACUUCGUCUGAAACCUCAAAGAGAAAAUUACCUGAGUGGUUUGCCAAAAGAAAUGAGACCUUACCUGAUGCCAGCAAGAAAUCAACGGCCAAAACUAAAAAGAAGGGUCUUUUUAGUUAAACUGGCAACUGCCAGAGGAAUUAUGUGUGUCUUGCUGUGUUAUAACAGGGAAGCUGUAUUUCAUUUCUGAAAACAGUGGGGAGUAAUAUUUUUGUUUAAAAAUUAUUCUAAUCUCAAAGUAAAACUCAUCUAUUUAUUGAACAGCUGGUGUCUUAAAACAGCCUUUUGCAAUUCACAUAAAGUUGAGUCUUCUGAGAGCCUGAGUGAGUACCUCAUAGAACAGAAUCUUAGUUUCCUAUGAGAUUGCUUUAAGAAAUCAUGUUACUGCCCUGUUUUCUAAUCUCUUUACUUACUUCAGCAGUAUGUUUGGAAUAUGUAAUGUGCAGUGAUUUAAUAUAGAUAACAGAUUAUCAGUUGUAAGUGAUUAUGUGUGUGAUAUGUAAUAUUCUUGUAUUACCAAAAUUCUGUCUUAUAAAUGAAGAACUCAUAGUUAUUUUACAAAUUGUUUUUUCUAUUGUUAGAAGAAACUCUUAUACACAUUUUAAAAUGAUAUUAGUGAACCAGACCAGUGAAAAUGAAACAUUUCGGGUUCUGUGUAGAGGAAAGAAUAAAACAAAGGAGACCAAUUACACUAGACAACUAUGCACUUUGUAUGUUAUAUACGAUUUCUAUUAUUUUUCAAAUAAUAAUAAAAAGUCCUUAGUACUGAAUAUUAUAAAGAUAUGUAUUUUAAACUUUCAUAUACUGAAUUACCUUGAGCACCUUUAAUUUUUGAUGAUGUCAGAAUUUGAUUCUAAUACCUUUUUAUGUAGCACAUGUAACUGAAAUAUACAAAACACAUACUGACACUGAAUUGGGUAAAUCAUAGUUGAUAUAACUUUAAGCAGUUCACCAUAUGGCAUUUAAUUGACUUUUUUAUAAAUAAAAAUAAUUGUCAUUAAUAAAGAAGAAAUAUAUGUUUGCCGUAGAAGAAAUAGAAAAUCCAGAAAAAUGAAAAAAAAAAAAUCACAAAAGUUCCACUGGUAGGUAAUCAGUUAACCCCUUUCAUGUAUCCUGCCAAGCCUUUUAUUUAUUGAUUGAUUGAUUUUGGCCGCACUGUGCGGCAUGGAGGAUCUUAGUUCCCUGACCAGGGAUCAAACCCAUGCCCCCUGCAGUGGAAGUGUGGAGUCUUAACCACUGGACCGUCAGGGAAGUCCCCUGCCAAGCCUUUUUAUAUUUACUUCUUUUCUUAGUUUGUUAUGAAUAAUACGUGAAUGAAUAUUCUUUGUAAAGCAUUCAAGCUAUACUUAAAACAUUAAAGUCCCCCAUAUUCCCGUUUCCCCACAUCCCAUUACCAGCCCCUUUCCAGAAGGUAACUCCUAUUGAAUAUGUGACGUAUCGUUCUCUAGUCAUUUCUUCUGCAUUUACGUGCCUCUGCAUGUGUAGCUGCACAUACAUUCUUGGUGUUUUUAAUUUUAAUAUUGAAGUAUAGUUGAUUUAAAAUACUAUAAUCAUUUCAGGUAUACAACAUAGUGAUUCAAUAUUUUUGUAGAUUAUACUCCAUUUAAAAUUAUAACAUAUUGGCUAUAUUUGUUGUACUGUACAAUAUGUUCUUGUAGCUUAUUUAUUUUAUAUACAGUAGUUUGUACCUUUUAAUUCCCUACCCCCAUAUCUCCCCUCCCCAUUAUCUUCUCUCUGGUGACCACUAGCUUCUGUAUAUGUGUGAGUCUGUUUCUGUUUUUUAUAUUCAUUCUUUUUUAUUGUUGUUUUUUCUACAUAUAAGUGAUAACAUACAAUGUUUGUCUUUCUCUGCGUGUCUUAUUUCACUGAACAUAUUACCCUCCAGGUCUGUCCAUAUUGUUGCAAAUGGCAGAAUAUCAUUCUUUUUUAUGGCUGAGUAAUAUUCCAGUGUCACUCUCUGCAGAUGACAUGAUAUUUAUAUAUAGAAAAUGCCAAAGCCUCCACCAAAAAACUGUUGAAACUGAUAAAUGAAUUCAGUAAAGUUUCCGGAUACAAGAUUAAUAUAUAGAAAUCUGCUGCUUUUCUAUACACUAAUCGUGAGCUAUCAGAAAGAGAAAGUAAGAAAACAAAAGUUUUAAAGUUGCCCAGAAUAAAAUAACUAGGAAUAAACUUAACCAAGGAGGUGAAACACCUAUACUCUGAAACCUAGAAAACAUUGAUGAAGGAAAUUGAAGAUGUUACCAAAAAUGGAAAGAUAUCUUAUGUUCCUGGAUUAGAAUGUUAAAAUGUCCAUACUACCCAAAGCAAUCUACAGAUUUAAUGUAAUCCCUAUCAAAAUACCCAUGACAUUUUUCUCAGAACUAGGACAAAUAAUCCUAAAAUUUACAUGGAACCACAAAAGAUUCUGAAUAACCAAAGCAAUCCUGAGAAAAAAGAACAAAGCUGGAGGUAUCAUACUCCCUGACUUCAGACUAUACUACAAAGCUACAGUCAUCAAAACAGUGCUGUACUAGCACAAAAACAGACAUAUAGAUCAAUGGAACAGAAUAGAGAGCCCAGAAAUAAACCCAUGCUCUAUGGUCAAUUACUCUGCAACAAAGGAGGCAAGAAUAUACAAUGAGGAAAAUAUAGUCUCUUCAAUAAGUAGUGCUGGGAAAACUGGACAGCUACAUAUAAAAGAGUGAAAUUAAAACAUUUUCUCACAGCAUACAUAAAAAUAAACUCAAAAUGGAAUAAAGACCUAAUUGUAAGACCAGGAUCCAUGAAACUCCUAGAAGAAAACACAGGCAGAACACUCUUUGACAUAAAUCUUUUUUUUUUUUUUUGCACAAAUGAGAUCAUGCUGUAUUUAAUUUUCUGCAACAACCUUUUUCUAUUUAAUCUAUGAUGAAGAUCUUUGCAUGUCAGUAUAUAUAUCGGUCUAGUUGUUUUUUUUUUUUUUUUUUUUUUGUGGUACGCAGCCCUCUCACCGCCGUGGCCUCUCCCGUUGCAGAGCACAGGCUCUGGACACGUAGGCUCAGCAGCCAUGGCUCACGGGCCCAGCCGCUCCGCGGCAUGUGGGAUCUUCCCGGACUGGGGCACAAACCCGUGUCCCCUGCAUUAGCAGGCGGACUCUCAACCACUGUACCACCAGGGAAGCCCUCUAGUUGUUUUUUAUAGCUAUUUACUAUGCUAUUUGGUGAAUAUACUAUAAUUUAUAUAAUCACUUCCUAUUGGUGGUUUUGUCAUUUUUCUGUAUUUCAGAUUGUUUCUAGAAGUACAGUUAGAAGAAUUAAGCACAAACGUAUUAUUUGUUACUUACAUUUCACUUGAAUAUAUUAUGAACAUGUUUUUCCAUGUCAUUAAAUAGACUUUCACAGAAUCUUUUGGGGGGCUUUUCUAUAGUGCAGUGAUUCUCCAAGUGUGGUCUGCAGUCCAUUAGGAGUCCCUGAGACCCUUCAGGGGAUCUGCAGAGGCAAAACUAUUUUUAUAAUACCAAGAUGAUAUAACAUUUGCCUUUUGUACUAUGUUGAGAUUUGCAUUGAGGGUGCAUAGAUGCGGUGAGUAAAACCACUAGCAAUUUAGUGCAAAUCAAGGCAGUGGCAGCAAAUUAUUGAUUUUAUUAAUUCUCAUUUCUUAAACACAUUUUUUCAAUAUUCAUUGUGAUAAAAUGGCAACUACACAUAAAGCGUCUGUGCUAUAUACCAAAGUAUGAUGGUUGUCUUCUAGAAAAGCACUUGUUUUAUUGUUUGAGUUGUGAAUUGAACUAGUUGCUUUUUUCCUGUGGAAUAUCGUUUUUACUGACAAGAAUGACUGAUGGAAAAUAUGAUUGGUUAUUGCUCCUAGGCGGAGGCAUAGGCUUCCUAGAUGCCCAACUUCUCCAUUUUCCAUGAGCUCCUUCUGGGUUUGUUUUUUUUAUCCUCCCUGCCUCCCUCCUCCCCUUGCCUGACACCCUCCCACCAGAGUGUGUUUUGGAAGCUGUGUCAUAUAGAUCUGCCUCAUCACCAGGUGCAAAUAACUGGCACAGAAUGACCUCAGAACAUUAGAGUAUUUACCAUAAGAAUAUAUGGACUGAACUCUAAUUUCGUGGAUGAAGCAUCUUUCUUCAGCAGCCUCAGGCCUCAAGUUUGCCUCAGGUUCAUUCUUAAAAACAAGGAAUUUCUUUUAUUGAUUGAUUGGCCGGGUUCAUUCUUAAAAACAAGGAAUUUUCUUCCUUCCUCCCUUCCUUCCUUCCUUCCUUCUUUCCCGGGUUCUUUCUUAAAAACGAGGAAUUUUAUUUAUUUAUUUAUUGGCCGGUUUCAUUCUUAAAAACAAGGAAUUUUACUUAUUUAUUUAUUGGCCGGGUCGCGACUUGCGGGGUCUUAGUUCCCUAACCAGGGAUUGAACCCAGGCCAAGGCAGUGUAAGCCCUGAGUCCCAACCACUGGACCGCCAGGGAAAUCCCCAAGGAAUUUCUUUUAGCGUACUAUUCUUAUGCUGUCUCCUCCAAAAAUAUUAAUUACUUUCUCUUCUGUGUUAUUUGUCAUUGGACCAUAGGACCAUGAUAACAGAGUCAGACAAAUCCCUGACAUUUAUUUAGAAUUCAGAAAACUGUGGUCUAGAUAGUUAGAAGGAGAAAAGAAUAGAGGAUUCUUCCUAUUCAAAGAGGUUGCUUUAGAAUUAACUGAGAGCAUGAAAGAUCCAGUGGAAUGACCUUAAAAUCAUUUUAGAGCUAACUAGACAUUCAUCUAUCUUAUGGGGAGCAAGCAAAUGCAAAACCAACAAAAACACUGUAAGAAAGUUAGCUACAGUCUUGAUGGGAGCUGCAAACUGAAGUCGUCUCAGCUAUCUGAGAAGAUGUCCCCAUCAUUUUGCUUGGGAAGGCAAUCCAAAAAUCAUUGGGAUAACAUAGUUAACUUCCAUACUGGGUAAUAAGCAUGUUUAAACCUCAGAAAAGAUGAGAAAUAAGUAGAAUACAGAGUAAAUUAAACCUUUGGUUGUAAUAUUUUAGGGUUAAGGAAUGAUAAGUACAUAUUUGAUAUUGUAAGCAUUUGUAAUGCUUGAGAUAUUUUAGCUUAUUAGAAUAACAGAUUAUUCUUGUGACUCAUUUAAAACGUAUCAUUGAAAAAUUAGUAAUAUAUGCUUGUUAUUUUUAAGUUGAAAUCCUACCGUUUGAAACAUUAUUGGGAUAUUUAAUAGGAGUUUUAAAAUUUGUUAUUGCAUAGAAAUAGUAUCGUCAACAAAUAUCCCUUAUAAGAGAAAGAAAAAAAAUCUAAUAUACUUACUAGUAAUACUAAGGUUAAUAUUAAUAUCUAUUUAUUAAACCCAGAGCUUUCAUUGUUUUUCAGAAAAAUUAAUAAAACUUCAGCCUCAUGUCCAGCUUCAUUUUCUAACUCAAUUUAAAAAGGUUAUUGAGAAGUAUGUACUCAUUAUGUUUCAGUCAAUAAAUAUUUGCAUUUAUAGUUUUCAAGACAAUAUGCUGACUUCAUAAAAGAUGGAACAAAUAGGAGAAGCAGCAG
Globicephala melas (long-finned pilot whale) is the source of this 10255-nucleotide messenger RNA. The record is from RefSeq and is a predicted model, not a curated record. NCBI's taxonomy places the organism in Eukaryota, Metazoa, Chordata, Mammalia, Artiodactyla, Delphinidae.